AUGAUGUCCGUCGCCGCCACGUCCACGUUCGGGAAAUCGCUCGUCGGUUCUCCCCUCGUGACGACGCGCAGCAAGCGCGUCGUGGUCUCGAGCGCGCGCAAGGCGCCGAAGACCGUCGCCUUCGCCGGCGGGUUCGAGCUCUCCGCGGUCGCGACGCGAUGGAUCCUCGCCGCGCCGACGAUGUACGCGCUCGUGUCCUUCAACGAGUACUGCACGCACCGCUGGUACCAGCACGCCGAGUUCAACAAGACGGACUGGAUGAAGAACCUGUACUGCAAGCUCACGGGCGCGGACGUCGCGCCGAAGUGCGACGGCGGCGGUCACAUCGAGCACCACGCGGAGACCCUGGACGACAUGUCCCUGAAGACGGACCCGAAGUGGCUCAAGUCCGAGCCCGCGGCGAUGCUCGAGAAUUCCAAGUACCGCGGCACCGCGUUCGAGUACGACGUCACGGGGAUGAUGGUCGUGCAGAUGAUCCCGACGUCCGUGCCUCUCCUCGCGCUCAUGGGCUUCAGCAUCCCGUCCAUCGUCGGUCUGAUCCUCGGCGCCGUCGUCGCGCACGCGCUCGUGUGGAACUCGCUUCACCCGGCGAUGCACGGGAUGGAGGAUAUUCCCCUGAGCGAAGGCCUCAACUUCCCGCUCGCCGUCGGCCAGGCGCUCAGGAAGACGCCGUACUACGACUGGCUGUACAAGAACCACAUGGGUCACCACGUCAUGUCCGGUCGCAUGAACUACAACGUGUGCUGCCCCGGGUUCGAUCACGUCUUGGGGACGUACAGCCCGGAGACGGAGUGGAGGCCGAAGGCGCGCAUGCCCGCGGGCGCGGAGGCGCGCGACCCGUACCCGGCGGGCGAGUACAAGGCUCGGUUGGAGGAGCGCGCGAGGCUCGGUCACUUCUUGUUUUUUGACCACGCAUCGAUCCACUUCUGCGCCUCCCGCGCGUUCGGCAAGACGUCGUCUCCCUUCUCCGCCUGCCACGCGUCGAUCCACUUCUGCGCGUCCGCGGCGUUCGCGUCCGCGUCGGAAGCGCCUCCCUCGGCGGGCGCCUUCGCCUUCGGCGCGCUUUCGGCGACCUUCUUCGCCGGCGUCGGCGCGGGAGGGGCCUUCGGCAUCAGACCUUUGUUCGGCGCGGGCGUCUUCCCGGGGGUGCCGAACAGGAACGACAGCGGGUUGCCGCCGCCGCCGCCUUCCUUCUUCGCGCCGCCGCUCUUCGCGCCGCCGGAUUUCCACGCAUCGAUCCACUUCUGCGCGUCCGCGGCGUUCGCGUCCGCGUCGGAAGCGGCGGCGGCGGGCGCGGCGGGCGCGGCCUUCGCCGCGGGCGCGGCCGCGGAGGUGGAGGACCCCCCGGAUUUCCACGCUUCGAUCCACUUUUGCGCGUCCGCCGCGUUCGCGUCCGCGUCGCUCGCGCCCGCCGCGGGCGCGGCCGCGGAGGCAGAGGACCCCGCGGACCACGAGUCGAUCCACUUCUGCGCGUCCGCCGCGUUCGCGUCCGCAUCGCUCGCGCCCGCCUUCGCGGCGGGCGCCGCCUUCGCGGCGGGCGCCGCCUUCGCGGCGGGUGCCGCCUUCGCGGCGGGCGCCGCCGCUUCUCUUUUCGCGCCGCCGAAGCCGAAGACGCCGCCCUUCUGCGCCUUGGCCGCCUUCGCGGCGGCUUUCUUCGCCUCCGCCUCCGCUCUCUUCGCCUCCAUCGCGGCGGCGCGCUCGUCGUUCGCCUUCUUCGCGGCGGCCUGCUGCGCCUCCGCGGCCGCCUUGCGGUCCGCGACCGCCUUCGCCGCGGCGUCCGCCUUCGCCUUCUCCGCGGCUUCCUUGUCCGCGAUCGCCUUCGCCGCGGCGGCGGCGGCGGCUUUCUUCGCCGCGUCUUGCUCCUUCUUGAUCUUCGCGAGCGAGGCAGCCUUGGCCUUGUCCGCCUUGGCUUUCUCAGCGGCCGCGGCGGCGGCCUGCUCCGCCUGGACGCGCGCGAUGAUGUCGCUCUCGCUCUCCACGGCGACGGGCGCUUCUUCGACCUCGACGACGUCCGAGACCGGCUCCGGCGCGGCUUCGACCGCCGCCGCCGCCGCCUUCUUCGCGGGCGCCGCCUUCUUCGCCUUGGGGCCGCCGAAGUUGAACUUGAAGCUGAACGGGUUCGACGGCGGCUUCGGCGCGGGGGUCUCCUUCGCCGGCGCGGGCGCUUCCUCCUUCGGCGCGGCGACAUCCUCGACGACGGACGGCGGGCGCUCCUUGAGCAUCGCCUGGUACACCUUCCUGUCCGCGGGCGCCAACGAGCUGUUCACCGACCUCUCCAAGUUCUUCGCCGCGUUGAUCGCCUUCGUCGCCGCGACCUUGGCCUUCGCGCUGCUCUCCCGCGCGAUCUUCCUGGACGAGUUCAGCGCGAUCGUGCACGCCUUCCUCUCCGGCGAGGACUCCGCGGCCGCGAGCCGCUCCUCGAGCGCGGCGACCUCGGCGGCGGCGUCCUCCGCCUCGGCGGCGGCUUGCUCGGCGUCUUCGUACGCCGCGCUCACCGCGUCCUCCGCGGCGUUCUCCGCGAGCUCGAUCCUCUCCUCCGCGGUCUCGGGGACGUAUUCCUCCUCCUCCUCCGGCUCCGGCUCUUUCUUGAUCUUUUGCGUGAACGCAAACAGCGGCUUGGCCUUCGUCGGCGUCGGCGUCGGCGGCGUCGGUUCGGGCUCGGGCUCCUUCUUGAUCUUUUGCGUGAACGAGAAGAGCGGCUUGGACUUCUUCAGCGGCUGGGGCUCGGGCUCGGGCUCGGGCUCCUUCUUGAUCUUCUGCGUGAACGAGAACAACGACUUCGCCUUCGGCGGCGGCGGCGGCGGCGGCGGCGGCGCGGCUUUCUUCUUCCCGAACGAGAACAGCGCGUUCUUCACCGGCUCCGGCUCGGGCUCCGGCUCGGGGGCUUUUUUCCCGAACGAAAACGCCGGCUUCUUCUUCGCAGGCGCGGGCGCGGGCGCCUUCCUCUUCACGUCGACGGGCGGCAUCCCCUUGGGCUGCGCGGGUUUGCUGGCGAAGAGGCCACCGAAGAACCCCGGCUCCGGCUCCGGCUCCGGUUCCGGCUCCGGCUCCGGCUUCUUCUUGCCGGCGCCGCCGAGGACGGCGACCGCGCCGACGGCGACGACCGCGAGGCCGGCGCCGGCGGGGAUGCCGUCGGCGGCGUCGGCGGAAGGCUUCGGCGCCGCCUUCUUCGCGACGACCGGCUUUGGCGUUUUCUUCUCGACGACCUUCUUCGCGGGCGCGGGCGCGGGCGCGGGCGCGGGCGCUGCCUCGACCGGCCUCACCGGCUUCGGCGCGUCGCCGCUGAAUUCAGCCUUCUCUUCGAGAGCGGCUUGCGAGUACGUCGCGACCGGAGGUCCGACGGGCUCCUCGGGGGCGGCGACUUCCUCGACGACAACCUCUUCCUUCGCAGCCUUGGCGGCGGCGGCGGCGGCUUCCUUCUCAGCCUUGGCGGCGGCGGCGGCGGCGGCGUCCUUCUCAGCCUUGGCGGCGGCGGCGGCGGCGGCCUUUUCAGCCUUUUCCGCAGCCUUUUGCUCGGCGGCGGCCUUCGCGGCUGCGGCUUUUUCCGCGGCCGCGGCAGCCUUGGCUUCCUUCUCUGCCUUCGCGGCGGCUUCUUUCUCCGCCUUGGCGGCGGCCUCCGCGUGGGCGGCGGCUUCCUUAGCGGCCUUGGCGGCGGCGGCGGCGGCUUCCUUCUCAGCCUUGGCGGCGGCGGCGGCGGCUUCCUUCUCAGCCUUGGCGACGGCCUUCUCCGCGUCCUUCUCCGCCUUCGCGACGGCAGCGGCCGCGUCUUUCUCAGCCUUCGCCGCGGCGGCAGCCUUCGCGGCGGCCUCCUUCUCCGCCGCAGCCACGGACGCGGCGGCUUCCCUCUCCGUGGCGGCCACGGACGCGGCGGCGUCUUUUUCAGCCUUCGCCGCCGCCCUCUCUGCGGCUUUUUGCUCUGACGCGGCUUUCGCGGCGGCGGCCUUCUCCGCGGCGGCCGCGGCGUUCGCCUCCGCGGCAGCCUUCGCGGCGGCUUCUUUCUCAGCCUUCUCCGCGGCGGCGGUCUUCGCGGCGGCGGCGGCGGCGGCGUCUCUCUCCGCCUUCGCGGCGGCUCUGGCUUGUUCCUUCUCCUUCGCGGCGGUCGCGGCCGCGGCAGCCUUGGCUUCCUUCUCCGCCUUCGCGGCGGCUUCUAUCUCCGCCUUCGCGGCGGCCUCCGCGGGGGCGGCGGCUUCCUUAGCGGCCUUGGCGGCGGCGGCGGCGGCGUCCUUCUCAGCCUUCGCCGCCGCCCUCUCCGCGGCUUUCUGCUCCGCUUGCGCUUUCGCGGCUGCGGCUUUUUCCGCGGCGGCGGCGGCGGCGGCUUCCUUCUCAACCUUCGCCGCGGCGUCCUUCUGCGCCUUCGCGGCGGCGUUCGCCUCCGCGGCAGCCUUCGCGGCCGCGGCUUUCUGUACCUUCUGCGCUUCCUUCUCCGCGUCGGUCGGUUUCGGCGCGGUCUUCUUCGGCGCGGGGACGGACUUCGCCUUCGUCUGCGGUGCCUCCAACGCCGCCUUCCUCGCCGCCUCGGUCCUCGGGCCCUUCACCUCCGGGGCGACCGCGACCGAGGCCGUACGCGUCCGCGAGCGCGGGAUCCGCGCCGCCGAGGACGACGGUCGCGGCGGCGACGCCCGCGACGGCCGCGGACGACGCGCGGAUGUGUUCGUCCUCAUCAUCGUUCGACGCCGCGCGCGCGCGGACGGCGCCGCGAGCCUUCGCGUUUCGGACGCGGCGCCCACGACGAGCGCCGGUCCGCGCCUGUGGAUGUACGAGAGAACGCGCGCGAGGGGUUGA
Messenger RNA from Micromonas pusilla CCMP1545, 4782 nucleotides. RefSeq lists its product as uncharacterized. Gene Ontology annotation, cellular component: cytoplasm. The coding region runs from base 1 to 4782 and encodes 1593 amino acids. The record is from RefSeq and is a predicted model, not a curated record. Lineage: Eukaryota; Viridiplantae; Chlorophyta; Mamiellophyceae; Mamiellales; Mamiellaceae. The transcript has 3 exons.